ACUGAAUGUUCAGAAUCCUUCUUUUAACUAUCUCGCGACGCUGUCAAAUACGUGUCAUUUUACGUCUGCGCCGGCCGGCUUGUAGUCAUCGUUGGCGUGAAUGGAAGUGGCAAGUCUACGCUCCUGCGCCUCCGGUCCGCCUGCGUGCUCCCGUGUCCUGUACGAUUGAGAUUGGCGGGUGCUACCGGUACAUUGAGGAGUAUGAUGCAAAAGACCUGCGGCGCACGAUGGAGCAUCUCUCGCAAGUCCACAGGCUAUUCCCUCUGUCGGCUGCGGAGAACAUCGGUGUCGGCGCUGAUCAAAGAUGCCGGCCCCGCUCGUGGGGGCCGAUGGAGUCGUUGAGAAGCUCGCGAAGGGAUAUGAGGCGGCGUUGGCGCCCGCAAAGACGGCGAAGAUGAGCUUCGCCGCGUUUGGAAACGAAAUGUUUACGGCAGAGUUCAACAAGAUGGAGAAGCGCGCGGAGGUUUCAGGCGGGGAGACUUGUAGCGCGCGCACGUCCAUGCAUCUGUUCUUGAAUGACGUCAACUCGCCACUGUGGAUGAGCCCAGCUCCACGCGCUUGAUCCCCAGGGGGAGUACGAACUCUUCCAACGCCUGCGCAAUGCGAGGCACGGACGGACGAUGAUAUUUGUGACACAUCGCCUCGGUCGCUUGACCAAGUACGCUAACUUGAUCGUAUGUAUGAAAGAUGGUUCAGCCUUUGCCGAGACCGGC
Coniophora puteana RWD-64-598 SS2 is the source of this 713-nucleotide messenger RNA. RefSeq lists its product as uncharacterized. The transcript is spliced from 5 exons. The coding region runs from base 6 to 398 and encodes 130 amino acids. The record is from RefSeq and is a predicted model, not a curated record. Lineage: Eukaryota; Fungi; Basidiomycota; Agaricomycetes; Boletales; Coniophoraceae.